CCCUACAUAAUGAUUAGCUAAUUAAUACUGAUCCAUCUUAACAUGCAUAAUAACCAAGUAGACACAGACGUACCAUGUGUUGUGACUGAGUAUAUGACAGGAAAACAAACCGCUCUGUGUCAUUUAGAAGGAAACUGCACGCAUAUUAGCGUUUUAUUGACUUGUCAAAAGUUGCUAAAAGUUACAAAAUAAAUUGCUGCUAGUUGCUAAACUGCUGUUAGUUGCUUCUGUGAAAACGAAAGUUGCCGUAGCCUGAAAAAUUGCUAAAUCUAGCCCAAAACUGCGAAAUUGACAACACUGGCUCACAGAUCGGAGGGGGUGGGAAGGGGGGUGGCCAAGGUAUAAGUUGUCCUCCUCUUACUCAUGCAUGACAGCUGUAGGUGGCCAUGCAGUGUGAGUUGCGGGGUCUGAAAGAGAGAAACCGGCACUAAGAUCACGCGGAAAGCGCCGAGCAAUGGCUUGCGCUGUUUGAGCCCACGCGGACAGCAGCGUCCAAAACGUAGUCAGGCUGCAGGAGGCGCCGAAGCUGUACUUUUAAUUUGAGGGGGAAGCAUUUUCUGACCGUGCGCGCACCGUGGCCCCUGUGCUGUUUCCAGUGACACCCGCAGGUUGCCAUGGCCACGGGUCGCGGACGCGCUUUGGCCAGUUUCAUGCAGGGCGUCGAGAAGCUGAGGAAAGCCGGGUCCGGGUCUGAGUCCAGACAGGACCCCACCGAAAAGCUGCAGCAAGCCCAGUCCGGCUCCGAGUCCGACAGGACCAGACGUGGACAUUGCACUGCAAAGCAUCAAGGCAAGGCAGCUGCUGCCUGCCAAAGCCAGGUCCAGUGUACCCAAAACUACCUCGACAGGAUGCCUCCUGAAGUUCUCCAAAAGGUACUUUUGUACCUCGAUGCUGCCUCCCUGCUUUGCAUUAGCCAUGUGAAUAAGACGUUUUACGAGCUGGCCAACAGCAACUAUAUGUGGCACAGGAUGUACUUGCGUGAAUUUGAAAAGAAGGCAUGGAAGCCCAAAAAAGCAGAGGAAGUGACGGAGAGGAUGAAUUCUGCCUGCAUACAUGAGAGGGGGCAGGGCUACUGGAGGAAUGUGUACUUCAGGAAGAUGUCUGGAUACAGCGAGGAGCGCUGGAAGCUGCAGCUGAGGAGACUGGACCCUUACACAGGGCUGUCCAGGGACACCGUGCAGGUGCUCAGGAGCCUGAACGUCUCGUGGGAGAUCACCAUGACAGAUAAACACGGGAGAGAAACCACUCUCGAACAGUCCCACGCCUACUUCUCCGACUCUGGGGUUACACUCUGUUGGACCAAAGGCAGCUUCCCCUACUUGUACAAGAUCUCCUCACUGCAGCUGCAUGGUGUGCGCCGGAUGCCUCUGAUUGUCUCUGGCGUGAACAGACCCGGCUGGCGCUCCCUCAUCUUUAAGCUGGAUGGAGACACGAUCCGGAGGACUGGCCAGUACUUCGGUUCCGACCAACUGGUCAAGCUGCUUCACCUGCAGCCGGGACUCGUUAUCGCAGUAUGGAGGAGCCAUUGGUCCAUAGUAUUCAUCAUGGUGAACCUCCACUUCCACAGGCUGGUAGAGAGAAGUCUGCUGGGGACGUCAAUAUGCCCCUAUGUGGCACCAGAUGACAGACUGCCCUUUGAUGAUGUGGACCCCGAAUAUGGUCUCCAUGGAUACUCUCUGCACAUAUCUCUUCACAACACGAUGAAAAUCAUCAUGUCGGGGCAUUUCCCUCAGCUCUCCUGCAGGAAAGACCAGAUCCGAAACGGCUUCAUAAAGCUGACGGCUAUCAGCAGGAAGAAUCUAUCCCAGCAAUCUGCCCUCUCCGGGAAAUUCAUCCUGCCAUGGAAGUCUGACUUUCUGAGUGGCAGUAUCGAGAACUGCUGCAUGAUGAAUUUGACUGUUCUUGAUGAGGCCCAGCAUCCCUUCUGGUGCGUCAGUGUACCUGUGACCAUGACCCUGUCUGACAAGGGCUCUGUGUCCUAUGACUUGGAUGGAGAGAACUUCUACAUCAAACACCAGGAAAUGGACGGCAAGGUCAUGCUGGACCUGGUGUGGAUGAGGGAGCACUCACAAUUCUUCCUUGUGCACCUUGUGGUCUAUAUCUCCACCUCCAAAGUGAAUGAACAUUUUGGGCGAGAGUAUUGAGGCAGUCGCGUCUGAAACAUGGUUUACUGCUUUGUUCUUUGAGGAACCAAACAGUCUUACAAAAUGUUUGCAUUCAGAUAACUGCUGACACAUCCUUGUUUUUUUUUUUAAUACUUAAUGUUAUAUUCCUAAGCUUCCAGUGUUUAAUGCAACAGAUAAGUUGAAAGAGGCAGUGAGGUUUGAUGUUGCUAUUACAAUGGCGACUGUAUUAGUUUUACUUUUGUUAGUUAAAACAUUCUUGUUUGAAAGAAGUCAUUGUGAUGUUUGUUGAUUUGUCAAAAUUUCAGAAUUUGGGGUUGGGUUGAAAUUUGUUCUAAAAUAAAUCCACUCCAGAAUGCAUAA
This is a messenger RNA of Paramormyrops kingsleyae, 2486 nucleotides long. RefSeq names its product F-box protein 15 (gene fbxo15). Lineage: Eukaryota; Metazoa; Chordata; Actinopteri; Osteoglossiformes; Mormyridae. The record is from RefSeq and is a predicted model, not a curated record. Gene Ontology annotation, molecular function: protein binding. Gene Ontology annotation, cellular component: SCF ubiquitin ligase complex.